AGAGUCAUGUGUAUGUAGGGUUUGUAGUGAGACUAAACUCAAAGCCAAAAUACAUUAAAAAGUGAGAAAGAUGAGAGUUUGCGAAGUGCUACAUAUGAAUGGAGGGGUUGGAGAUUCUAGCUAUUCCAAAAACUCUAUACUCCAGAAAAAAGGAUUGGUUUUGACAAAGCCAAUAGCAGAAAAAGCCAUAAAUGAUACCUACACAAAGCUCAAGCCACCCACGGUCUCCAUUGCGGACCUCGGCUGCUCCUCCGGAACAAAUGCAUUUUCCGCCGUCUCUGACCUCAUCAAAGCGAUACACCACCGUGCCCAGAAUGAGGCCGGAGAGGGACUCCGGUCCCCGGAAUAUAACAUAUACCUGAACGACCUUCCCGGCAACGACUUCAACGCCAUAUUUGGAUCCUGGCCUCAGCAUUUACAAGACUUGAAGAAAGAGAUGGGAGAAAGGUUUGAUGGGCAAUGUUUCUGCAAUGGAGUUCCUGGAUCCUUUUAUGAGAGGCUCUUUCCUACCAAUUCUCUCCAUUUCGUUCAUUCUUCUUAUAGUCUCAUGUGGUUAUCUCAGGUACCAAGAGGAGCAGAGGAGAAUAAGAGGAACGUUUACUUGGCACCAAGCACUCCGCCUGGUGUGGUUAAAGCAUACUACGAGCAGUUUGAAAGAGACUUUGGGACGUUUAUAAAGUGUAGGGCCAAGGAGUUGGUGGCUGGUGGGGGUAUGGUUCUAACCAUUGCUGGGCGGAAAGGUGAAGACCCACGCAGCAGGGAAUGUUGCCAUCUCUGGGAAAUCUUAGGUUUGGCCCUCAGUGAUCUUGUUGACCAGGGAUUGAUUGAAGAAGAAAAGUUAAACACUUUCAACAUUCCUUAUUACACACCAUCUCCAGCUGAAGUGAAGCACAUAGUUGAAAACGAAGGGUCCUUCUCGAUCAACUCCUUGGAAGUUACAUACGUCCAUUGCGAUCCUUCUGAGUUCGUGGACAAGAAUAAGUUGGAAGAAGAAGGGUACAACGUUGCCAAGUGUUUUAGAGCGAUAUCGGAACCAAUGCUUCUCACUCAUUUCGGAGAGGGCGUUAUCGAGAAAGUUAUGCAUCAGUACCACGGACGAAUUGCUUCCGCAAGGCUCUGCGGCUCUGCCCACUUAAUCCACAUUCUAAAAGAUAAGCCCAUCAUCUCCUUCCUCCCACCAUAGAUUCAUUCUCACUUUUCAAUGUUCGCUCUGUGAUUUUGUCUGUGGCUUCCUGGUAUCUGCUAAGAAAUUGAAUUUCAAGCAAACAAUGUUCUGAAUUUCUUUUUCAAAUAUGGCUGUGGUUGUCCUUGAUCAUCCAUCGUCUCCUAAGAAAGAAAAUCAGCAAGAGAAAGAGGCGUGCGAAAGAAGAGCCAAAGAAUCCUGCUCCAUCUCAAUUUGAUUCAAGCUUCGUCAUCACCGGAGAAUCCGCAGCAAGUAAUCAGCGUCAAGAAUCCCAAUCCAAGACGGAAGAGACGAAUCCAGCGCCUAUAAAUUGAGGGGAUGCUGCGAAGAACACCCCACCACCAUCAAGAACGAAAAUUAGAGCUACAAUCAAAGGCUAACUGAUUUUGCAUGCACUUGAGGAGUGGAAGAGUAAUUGGUGAUAUGGAGGUAAGAGGUAGAGACUGUGAGCAAAAAGAAUGAGAAAAUUGAAACAUGAAUCAAAACAUAAAGAGUGGAAUGCCAAAUUGAGAAGUGAUUUGAAUGUCGAACAAGAAGAUUUCUUCCUCCAAUGACACACCAAAGCAAAAGGAAUAAAAUUAAAUAAUUCAAAAAUGUGAAUUCAUGAGGAGUAAAUCUAUGAUUAGUCG
Molecule: messenger RNA, 1812 nt
Organism: Cuscuta campestris
Lineage: Eukaryota; Viridiplantae; Streptophyta; Magnoliopsida; Solanales; Convolvulaceae
Source: the annotation of a GenBank genome assembly